AUGGCUGCUCAGAGAUAUAAAGCUGUAAUAUUUGAUAUCGGCGGCGUCGUAAUGCGUAGUCCGUUCAUUGCCAUCGCGGCCUAUGAGCGAGAGCAGGGCCUACCAGAGAAUUACAUCAAUUGCUCUAUUGUUGAACGUGGGUCACAAGGAUCAUGGCAAAAAUUCGAGCGUGGAGAAAUAGAAUUGUUGCCGUUCUAUGAAGCCUUUGGGCGCGACUUGUCGGACACAGUCAACGGAAAUAAAUGGUACAAGGCGUAUUGUGAACGCAAGGGCUUAGAGUGUCCCAGAUUACCUGAGGCGCUUGAUGUCAACGGAAGAGAGUUGUUCGGGGCGAUGAUGCGUGAAGCCGGAAAGUACGAUCCACACAUUCGGGAAGCAAUCGUCCGCAUUCGAGCGGCGAGAAAGCACAAAGUAAUUGCUUUGACAAACAAUUUCUCAAGAAUCAACGUACCUCAAUCGGAGCUUGAGUUUCUCGGUUGGAGUGACGGCGCCACGCCCUCCCACCUCCGCGAACUGUUUGAUGAUUUCUGCGAUAGUAGUGCUCUUGGAACGAGGAAACCAGAGGCCGAGUUCUACUUGCUCGCCUGUGCUCGAAAUCAAAUAAAGCCCAGUGAAGCGAUUUUUUUGGAUGACAUAGGAAUAAACCUAAAGGCAGCUAAAAAGCUAGGAAUGGACACUAUUCGUGAGUAG
Messenger RNA from Laccaria bicolor S238N-H82, 690 nucleotides. RefSeq lists its product as uncharacterized. The record is from RefSeq and is a predicted model, not a curated record. Lineage: Eukaryota; Fungi; Basidiomycota; Agaricomycetes; Agaricales; Hydnangiaceae. The transcript has 9 exons. Bases 1 to 690 code for a protein of 229 amino acids.